Hippopotamus amphibius kiboko is the source of this 1835-nucleotide messenger RNA. RefSeq names its product KDEL endoplasmic reticulum protein retention receptor 2 (gene KDELR2). Gene Ontology annotation, cellular component: membrane; endoplasmic reticulum; cis-Golgi network. Gene Ontology annotation, biological process: protein retention in ER lumen; endoplasmic reticulum to Golgi vesicle-mediated transport. The coding region runs from base 137 to 775 and encodes 212 amino acids. The record is from RefSeq and is a predicted model, not a curated record. Gene Ontology annotation, molecular function: ER lumen protein retrieval receptor activity. The transcript has 5 exons. Lineage: Eukaryota; Metazoa; Chordata; Mammalia; Artiodactyla; Hippopotamidae.
GCGCGCCGGCAGUUCGGCCACGUCCCUGGCCACGUCGCGCCCGCUCUCGCCAUCUUCGCCGCUUCCUCUGUGGGGCCGCCGCCGCUGCCGCUGCCUGAGCCGCGAGCCCGGGGCCGCCGCGCCGACCGCCGCCGCCAUGAACAUCUUCCGGCUGACCGGGGACCUGUCCCACCUGGCGGCCAUCGUCAUCCUGCUGCUGAAGAUCUGGAAGACGCGCUCCUGCGCCGGUAUUUCUGGGAAAAGCCAGCUUCUGUUUGCACUGGUCUUCACAACUCGUUACCUGGAUCUUUUUACUUCAUUUAUUUCAUUAUAUAAUACGUCUAUGAAGCUCAUCUACAUUGCCUGCUCCUAUGCCACAGUGUACCUGAUCUACAUGAAAUUUAAGGCAACCUACGAUGGAAAUCACGAUACUUUCCGAGUGGAGUUUCUGGUGGUCCCUGUGGGUGGCCUCUCAUUUCUAGUCAAUCAUGAUUUCUCUCCUCUUGAGAUUUUGUGGACCUUCUCCAUCUACCUUGAGUCCGUGGCUAUCCUACCGCAGCUCUUCAUGAUCAGCAAGACUGGGGAGGCCGAGACCAUCACCACCCACUACCUGUUCUUCCUGGGCCUGUAUCGCGCUUUGUAUCUGGUCAACUGGAUCUGGCGCUUCUACUUUGAGGGUUUCUUUGACCUCAUCGCUGUGGUUGCUGGCGUUGUCCAGACCAUCCUGUACUGCGACUUCUUCUACUUGUACAUUACAAAAGUACUCAAGGGAAAGAAGCUCAGUCUGCCAGCGUAAGUGCCAAAGACCAUCACCAGCAUCUGUCCUUCAGGGUGCUCGGACAGAAUUCUUACCACAGCAAAGGCACAAGAUGCUUGAUACGGAAAAUCAGAAACUUCACUCUUUUGUUGCAGAUAGUCAUCAGUGGCUCUGUGAGAACCCAGAGGGAAAGAACCAGAAGGUUUCUGUUUAAUGCAUCUUGCCUUAUCUUUUUUUAUUACAAUGUACAAAGAUUUUUUUACACAAAGAAACAAUGCUGUAUUAAUAAAGUCAGUGUGUAGCUUCAAUUGGGGUAGUUCCAAAAGUGAAGAUUUUGUGAGGAAUAAGUGCAAAUUUUUUUUUUUUUAAUUCUUUGAAAUUGUUGAUUCUUUGUGUCUGCAAUGAAAUCGUACUUCUUGACAGUUGGUAGAUUAUAUAUUCUUCCAUCUAUCAAACUUACAUUCCACUAUAUUUAUUUUUUUUGCCAAAAGAUGGGUUAUCUUUAUUUGAAAUCUGAGACACUAUGUCCAAUUUGGUACAUCUGUUCAAAUCACUUCCCACCUGAUGUGGAAAUCCUUCCUUGGACGUCACAACACUACAUUUAAGGCUGGUAAGGAUGACUUGCCAAUCUUAAGGUUUUCAUUACCAAAAUUUUUAGGUUCUGAAUGUCGAUGGAAUCUCGUUUAAGAGUCACCAAAGGUGCCUGUCCUCCUCCCCUGCUAAGAAGUGUCAGUUUGAGACUGUCCCAAGAGCAUCAAAGAACUCAGUGGGCAGGGGCUCUGGGCUGCCUGCCAUCUGAGCGUGAGGUGCGAGAAACAUGCGUGAUUCUUUUGGAUCUAGGACUCCUCUGAGGAAUGGAACACAAGCAGUUACUUUAAUUUACAGCUCCAAAAGAUCACUACAGCCAUGCCUGUACUCAGAUUCAGUUGGUUUUCUGUAUCACUUUUGGACUGCAAAAUGAGUUACUUUUUUUUUUCAUUGGCAGCACCAAUUGCCAUUCCUUUUCCUUUUACUUUUUUUGGUUGUUUUUUGUUUUUACUGAGCUCUUGCAUGAUUUAUCUUGUGUUACCGUCCUAAAUAAACAUUUUAUUAAACAUAG